UUGCAGACUUGGCGGCGAUACGUCAACUGCUGGAGAGCGAGACGGGAGGCACCACCUGUCCCAGCUGUAACAUGCCCUUUGACAAGGGCAAGAAGAGGAAACUGAUCGACACUUGCGGGCAUGAGCGAUGCUACUCGUGCAUGUUCAGGAACGAAGCUUGUCCGACGUGCGCGAGGAAUAACCAGGCCCAGCGGCGGCCGGUCAUGGAGAGGUACACCCCCUCGCCACAGCGGCAGGAGCCAGACUGGCAGUCACCGCACCGCCUGCCCAAGCCACCGAAGCAACCCUCCAACCUAGCACAGAGCUGCCCCACACCACCGCACACCAGGAGAAGAUUCUUCCUAAGCCCCAAAUCGCUACGCAGUCCUUUCGGGCAGCGCGCGCGCCACUCGCACGACAACCACGUGCCCCUCUCCGAUGAUGAAGGAGGUCACAUCAAGCAGACUGGUUACGAGUCCAGAAGACAAAAUGACCUGUACAUGCGUUUGGGACUUCUUUUGGGCGAGAGAAGAGGAGCGAGGAAUAAGGCUAGAGAUAGCUGUACUUCUCUCGCUUCUCUCGAUGCACAUACACUGGCGUCACAUAAUACCAGUCCUGUAUCAACCCUCACUGGUUCUUCAGAGGUGGAAGUAGCGACACCAUUGGGUCGUGACUCCUUAGGCUCUCUGGCGUCCAUGUCAUUAUCAGCAGCCAGCAACUGUUCCUCGUCCAGUCCUGGCAGCAGACGACAUUCUGUUAACACUCUUCAAAGUGGCAGAUCAGAUGAACUGACGCGAAUGUCCAGUGGAUUCUUCAAAACACGGAAAACAGCAGCCAGACGAUCAGCCAGGGUCAACAGUAAGCAAUCAUCGACAUCGUCCGAAAUCAAAAAAGUUCAUCCAUCACCACAACUUACAUUACGACCACUGUUCUUCGAGGUACCUUCAACAGACAAUCAGACGUUCUUCUCAGGAAGACAAUGGCUUAUGAGGGAUAUGGAGAAAGCCCUGGACUCUAGUGCUUCAGGUAUCAUAGUAUCUGGUUGUCCAGGCACUGGAAAGACAGCACUAAUACUCCAGCUAGUAGAAUACUCCUGCUUUGGUAGAAAAAAAAACUGCGAAUAUGAAGAAUUACGAGAACAAUCAGAUAUCAGGGAGAUGCUACCAGAGGAGCUCACUAUUGGCAUGUUCACCCACCUGGCUUCACAUGUAGUCGCUUAUCAUUUUUGUCAGGCUGAUAACAACAGUACUUGCCUCGUGGGUGAAUUCGUCCAUUCACUAGCAGCACAACUCUGCCAAGCUCCUAGACUACAAGCCUACAGGGAAUAUCUCCUUAGUGAACCUCAUCUACUCGCCUGCUUGUCACUCAAAGAAUGCAUCGCAGACCCAGACUUGGCUUUCAUGAGAGGCAUCAUUGAGCCUCUCAUAAUCCUGAGGAGGAAUGGAAGUAUAGAUUCCUCAAACAGCAUCAUUCUCGUAGACGGUCUUUGUGAAGCUGAAUACCAUAGACCGGACCAUGGAUACACCAUCGCUUCGUUCCUAGCAAGACAUGUACCAGAAAUGCCUACAUGGCUCAAAGUAGUCGCUACAGUAAGGACACAAUUUUUGGAACUGUCGAAGCAGUUGCCAUACACCAGGCUCAGUUUAGACGAGUCAGAUAAUGUUAACAAAGAUCUCCUGGAGUAUUUCAACACCAGACUUCAAGCCGCUCCUAUCAUAGAAACAAAUAUCAAGUGUUCAACUGGAAAGUCUGAAGGAGUACACAAUUCAGUGAUGAAAUUCGCACAAUACGUUCUCCACCUAAGCCAAGGCUCGUUUUUGUUCCUAAAAUUAGUACUAGACCUACUUGAAAGGAGUCAUAUUGUUGUAAAAUCUACAAAUUACAAAGUAGUGCCAAUAUCAUUGGCACAAAUAUUCUUGUUGCAAUUCAAUCUACGAUUCCCUACGGUACAGUCAUUUGAGAAAGUCACGCAUAUCCUAAGCGUCUGCUUAGCAGCAUUAUACCCUUUAACUUUGGUUGAAAUAUACUAUUCAGUGAAUUCAUUGCUGGUCAAUACGUUCCUUCCUUGGGAUGAGUUCUGCCACAGAUUUGAAUCCUUGACAGACUUUCUGGUGAAAAGGAUCGACAACACAUACAUGUUCUUCCACCCUUCGUUCAGGGAAUGGUUGAUAAGAAGAGAUGACAAUGAAAGCCCAAAAUUCCUCUGUGAUUUGAGAGCUGGACAUUGCGGUAUUGCAUUCAGGCUAUCGAGGGUACAAGCGCCAUUAGACUCAGAAAAGUCAAUGGAACUAGGACAUCACAUUUUAAAAGCACACAUGUACAGGAAUAUGGGCCCAGCGCAAUUAGGUUUAUGUCCAAGAGAUUUGCAGGCUAUGUUGGUAGCCACAAGUUCAGCCAAUGUUGGUGAAGCAAUUGCUAAUUUGAGGAAUAUUUACACUCCAAAUGUAAAAGUAUCUCGGCUGAUGCUCUUAGCUGGAGGUUCUCCCAACCAGAUCACAGAAUGUCUUGGUAGUGCCCCACUGCUAUGCAUGUAUGCGUAUCAAGGGAUAUUGGCAAUGGUUGGGCUGUUGAUAGAAUUUGGAGCUGACAUGGAAAUGACGAACUCUCAAGGUUGUACAGCGUUAUCUUUGUCGUGUCAAAGGGGGCACACGGAUGUUGCGAGGAGACUUAUAGCUGCAGGUGCAUCACUUAGUCAUACGGACACUGCAGAGCAGACUCCUCUAGUCCACGCAGCGAAGAAUGGUCACAGGGAUACAGUAAUCUACUUAUUAGGUUGCCAGACUGGCAACGAUAGAAAUUCUUUGGACAUCGAUGAUGGUAGCAUUGAACAACUAGUUCCAGGAUCACGACAUGCCUUGAUAGCUGCAGCCCAAAAUGGACAUUUAGAUAUUGUUGAAUAUCUCCUUGAUACUGCUGAAUUAAUUCCUGACGGCAUAUGUCCAGUGACAGGGGAAACAGCUCUCACAGCAGCUUGUUCAUCAGGCAACGCUGCAAUUGCUGAUGCUCUUCUCAUCCGAGGAGCUACACCAUAUUCCCUAAACGCUCGACAACUAUCUCCAUUAGCACUUGCAGCCAAAAAUGGCAGAACAGCUUUAGUACUAAGGCUCCUAGAUUCAGGAGCUGAUGUUAUGGGAUCUGGUGGAAAGAUUCCCUCGAUAUUAGCAGCUGCAGAAGGUCAUGCUGAUGUCGUUGAAAUGUUACUAAAUCAAGGUGCUGACCCAGACGCUGUCGAUGGUGAUGGAAUAUCGGCUCUUGGUUGGGCGUGUCUAAGAUCCAGAUUGCCCACAAUGAUAGUCCUGCUUGACAAAGGAGCUACCAUAGACCAACCUGAUGGUAGCGGUCGUACACCUUUGGGUCUAGCCUGCGGUGGACCAUCAGAUCUCGUUGAUAUCCUGCUGGAGAGAGGAGCCUCUUUGGAAAGAGUUGACCACAGCGGCCUUAGGCCGCUUGACAGAGCUAUUGGACAACGGAAUGUUCCCGUCGUCAAUUGUUUCUUAAGAAAAGGCGCUAAACUUGGUCCAACCACGUGGGUUAUGGCUUCGGGCAAACCAGAAUUCAUGCUAAUACUGCUGAACAAGUUAUUAGAAGACGGAAACAUGUUAUACCGUAAGAACCGACCUUCAGAAGCAGCUCACCGCUACCAGUACGCACUGAAGAAGAUAAACCCACUGAUCAGUGACGAAGGGUUGACGACUCCUACUACUCAGCCAGUGCCACAUGAGCAUGUGUCAGCUUUUGUGCAGUUGAAGACUAAUUUGCUGCUGAACUUGUCUAGAUGCAAGAGGAAAUUGAACGAACCGUCAGAAGCGUUAGACCUUGCAGCACGGGCCUCUGGCUUGCGUCCCAACGCCUUUGAGUGUGCCUACGCCAUGGCUCGAGCCAUCCUCGCCCUCAAUAAGCCGUCAGAAGCUCUUCCUCAUGCUAGAAGAGCAUUACUUCUCGCUCCAAGCACCGAUCUCUCCACCAUGCGAACUCUAAAAGCGCUUCAACAAGAAAUUUUAACAAGGAUCAAUACUGGGUCCCAUAGUCUCAACGGUGAUACUCGAUCUAUGAGGAAUUUUGACACAAUCAGCCUUAAUAUGCCAUAA
Messenger RNA from Spodoptera littoralis (African cotton leafworm), 4067 nucleotides. NCBI's taxonomy places the organism in Eukaryota, Metazoa, Arthropoda, Insecta, Lepidoptera, Noctuidae. The record is from the annotation of a GenBank genome assembly.